Spirometra erinaceieuropaei is the source of this 17275-nucleotide messenger RNA. NCBI's taxonomy places the organism in Eukaryota, Metazoa, Platyhelminthes, Cestoda, Diphyllobothriidea, Diphyllobothriidae. The record is from the annotation of a GenBank genome assembly.
AUGUCUGACGAGAGCAGUGACGAGUAUUUUGCCAGCGCUGAUGAGGGAUCAGUCAGCGAAACCGACGAGAUUUUGCAAUCCAAUGCCACGCAGGUAGCUGUGCGCGUUUUAUUGAUGAUUCAGUCAUUGAACCAGAAGUUUCCUUUCACCCCGAAAUUCCUUCUGCCUCCUUCCAGGCUGUUUUGAAGACUCCUGUUCCCGAGAAUGUGACUGCUACACGUCAAUUUGAAGCAACCUGUAACACGCGUAGUGCAGUGGAGGAGUGUCCGGGACCGGUAUUUUCCUCACCUGUCGACGAACCCACUUGUGAUUUGGCCACCUAUGCUGUGGCUUCUUCAGUAAAAACGCAGUCAGGCCUGCCUCAAAAGAUUGCCAAAGAAGUUUUGGUCGAACCAAAGCACGCGGAGUGUGAACCGUGUGCAGAACCAGGGCCCCCCUCUGACCUCGCCUUCGGAGACACCGAAUCUAUCGUAGACAGGGGCUUGAUAAAUUUCGUCGAGACGCUACAACCGACACCAUCAUGCCUCGAAUUCCAUGCUUCUGAAGACCCGAUUGGUUAUAUUAAGGACGACAAGGUGACCCCUCGAGAGUCGAACCAGGGAGACAAUGAAACGGAAAAGUGUGAAGAACUAAUCAAAAAUCUUUCAGCUCCUGUUAACAUAGUUGAUGGGUCACCACUUUCCUGCCCACUAAUGCCUAUUCCUGAUGGUUCAGUUCCUGUCGUUACUGCUGAUGGCUUCUCACCCAAACCGUUGGAGCACACUACCAAAGAAUUUCUUGCUGCGGAUUGCAGCCCAACUCAGCUGGUCACUCUCAUGUCUAAGCCGGAAGAACUAAAUCGUUCGUUCUGUCAGCAAGAAUGCAUGCCGAGUCCCUCCGAAGCACCACCAAAAGUGACGUCGGAGAGUUUGAACCAGCACAGUUAUGACUCCGACUGGCAUGGGUCAUACGGAUUAGACCUACCAGAGCCACAGAAAUCCUACUCUACUGUCGGAGAUGAGAGAACCCGCAUGACAUCUGCAACUUUUCUCGAGACAGAAGAAGUAAGUGCCUGGGAUGAGGGUGGUUGGGACGAUUCUGAAAAGGUCGCUGAUUCUCGAGACUCGUCCGAUGCACCAGGAUCACAUCCAAGUGUCGUUACUGAUAGUGGACUCUCUUCCGUUGCGGGUGCUCUGACCCUCUCCUGUAAUAUGAAACCCUUGGUUGGAGGAACAGACCAGGAAACGCCGACGAGGACUCUAGAUGCGACACUUGGCCAACAAGCUUCUAGCACAGUUGAAAUUGAGACAGCAGUACCCUCUUGCUCUUCUAGUGACAAGUAUUAUGCCACAGAAGUUCUCUCAGCUCCUUGCGCAGUGGAUGCCGAAGAACAUAAUCGACCGACGCAUCCUACCGACCAUCCGGGGUUUACGUUAACCCCAAACAGUAAAUGUGGAACGGAGUGCUCUGAGCCGUCAACACAGCAACGUAAAAUUACCGUCGCAGACAAGCACGAUCUCCGUACAGAGUCAGGCUCCACUAUUGACUCAGUACACAAGACCUCGACAGCGAGUCAGGCAUCGGACGAAGCGGAAGGCUGGGACUUGAGUUGCGUCUCCGUCCUGUCCUCGCUACCAGCAGCCUCGAAGUCCUCCCUCAGCGGACAAGAAAAAGUUGAGUCCAGCUGUUCUGUUGCAUUUAAACAGAUUUCUAACGACUGGGAUGCUGAUUGGAUUGACGAGGAAGAGAAAGAAGUUGCGAAGGCCACACCCGACCGGAGCAUAACCGAUCAAAAGAAAGACAGACUCUUAGAACACUGUGAAGACGGGACCAGGCCCGAGGAAAGCAGCGACGACUGGGAUUUCGACGAAUGGGAUUGCGCAGAUAAGACGCCAGAAGUAGUUGCGACGAAGACCACGCCUAAACCAGCCGCCCAUUCGCAAAUCGCGCAGAAAAAUACUGACAGCUCUAACGUACCCGUCCUACCUGAGUACCUCUCAACGGCCGCCACCUCUCUGGUCAAAACUGUCGGCGGGGGAUUGGCUAGUUUUGUGGAUAACUUCAGUCUCGCCAAUCUCUCCGCUACACUUGCAGCCUUCGAUGGAGCCCCUCCGCCUGCCCACCAGCCGCUGUGUGCCGACCCCAUCCAGGAUGAUGCCAAACCCCAAGAUGAAACAGCACCAAUGGAGGAUUUGUCUCGCAGUGCCGUCGACGCAGAAACAAAAGUUGCGGUCAACGAUGAGGGUUGGGGUUUAUCCGGCAUGUCCUGGAGUGCUCUCGCAAAGUCAUUGUCCUCGACUGUGGAAAAUAAGGUAAGCCUGCGUUGAUCCCUUCCGUAAUAGAUCUCUUUAGAAUACUCUCGCGCUCAUCGUUUUGAAGGUUUGACGUACUUUAUGAUGGGUUUAAAUCUGAAUGGCUAGUCUUAGGCCGUCAUCUGGUCCUUUAUUGGUCCACCAGGUCAUGAUUAGCAUAUGUUUGACACGCAUUCGGUCGUCGCAUCAUGGUUUUUUCACUAAUUUACGUUUCAUUGUAUUGAGGCAGUUUCGGUGGAAAACCGUGGAUAGAAGCUGUAACUGUUACUGAAUGGAUGUUUAUGAUCCAGCUGGGUUUAUCACUUUGUAGUAUUUCAGUCAACAGGGGAAGGUUCUAAGCGGCAACUGACGUAGUACCACUUAAACUCACCAAUAUACUCAAACUCUCAACUUGAAAAACAUGAAGCAGCCGUCGGUCUCGUCACAAUCACCAUUGUGUAACAACGAAGAUAAUGGGCAUACCUGGAGUACUUUAGUCACAAACCAGGUCUCAGUUAUCAGGAGAGGAGGAUGUGGGACACCAAAAGGAAGAAUGUUCUCUCCACGGGACCUGCCCUACUGUCUCAGACAGCAGUAACUGCCGGUGAGGACAAGAAGUGUGCUAAUACUGUUAGAGCUGAGCGCGUGCGAGUCUGUGUGGUUGACUACCUUUACAGGCUUUUGAGGGCGAAGUUUAGGGCCUUUUGCCCCGAGUGCGUCUUUGUUCUGUCGCCGGUGGCGGUAGUUCGGAGAAACAGGUCUCGCUGAGGGCAGUAAUCUUCACCUUGUGACACGUCAGUUCUUAAGCGACUAGCUCCAUCCUCCCAUGCGUUCAAUUGCUUUGCGGAUUGCCUAAAAGAGCACGAUUGAGGGUUGCUUGUCUGGUUGUUUGGACCGUCAGUUGUACAUCUGUGAACCACGGUCAGCAUGCAGAUGACGAGAUCUCAGCAUUUGCUUAGGACACCUUUCCUAGCCGUAAACAGUGCCGUCUCUAAAUAGGGCUGCUAAAGCAUCCCAGACGGCUGCCGAACUCCACUGUGGGUCACGGCAUUGUUUACUGGAAGAGCGACCUGAGUUAGCCUAGGCCUGCCUACGGGAUUGCAUGUCGUCCUCUCCUUAGGACAUUUUUCGGGAUUAAAGCGGGGAAGAGGAACAGAACUACCGGGUGUGGGGACUCACAACACCCAAUAUCCUCAUCUGGUUUGGCCCGCUAUUCGAGGCGGCUACCGGCAUGUGGUCGCUAGACAGAGUGCAGCUUCGGAAAGCCACAGAUGAGAGUCGAGUGCCAGGUAGGGACAGUGCGGCGCGGCCACCUUCAAGGUGUACCCCCUUAUUGAACACCCCUGCACACCAUUUCACUAAUACACUUCGCCUACACGCAGCCUGAGCGUUUGAUACUUGUCUUCUCUGCUACUGAGUAGCAAGCUGUGAAAAAUAUCAAGUGGAAGGAGUCGUAGAAUGUUAACUGUAGUGGUGCAACGGAACAGUGGACAAGGGGCCCAGACUCCAGACUUGACAAAUGUUGGUUAUUUUGUGAAUUUUCUUGUCUUUCCAGGGACGUUGUCCUUAAAGUUUAAUUUUAUCUAUGGGGGCGGCAGAGCCUGGACAAAGGCCUUUUGCUAUCAGAAGGCGGAGUUGCAAAAUCUUAUCGCAACCGCCUAGGCCGUUGUGAGUAGGCAGUCAGCGUAUGGGCCCCAAUCGAUUGGCUGGGACAUUUUGCACAACUCGGAAGUCGUCCAUGAUGUCGAGUUGGUGAUCCAUACCCACCGGAUAGUCCAAGAUAACCAUUAGGAUUUCCGCUCAGCCAACUCGGCUCAACAGGAAUAAUUCAAAUGCGCGCCACGCCUUGGUGGAAUUCAUCAAGGCAGGCUGCCUAUACCGUCCUGAUAAGGAAGUCGACUACCUGACCCCAUGUGUGGUAUGCGUAUGCAGUCGCCUAAGUCCUAGUUCGCCCGUUGGGUCCCCGAAAUGGAAGUCGGAGGGAGAGGUAGCUUCAUACUUCGCUCACAGAAGUCCCCUUUUCGGAAUUUAUGGUUGCCAUUGCCUCGGGUGUUCCACACUUCGGGGUUGGGUAUGACUGGGAGGGAAGUACCGACAGAGGCAAAAGAUACCGGUCUGACCAUUUCCGGUUUAUUAGCCGUCGACAGCCGGCCAUAGCCAAUCGUUUGUCCGGAUGACCCGGGAUUCGAACCUAGGUUCUUUGUUUUUCAAGCGUUAAGGCAUAUGACGCUGCACCAAUGAAUUACAAGCUCGUUGUCCUGUCGGCUUUAUAGUAAUCACCAAACUACUGUACUAGUGAAAGUUAUAUAUAUAUAUAUAUUGUGAGAGGGCAUUCAUUGAUCGGGUUACGGGACGCGCCCGUCCCGUUGCGCCUUGGAACUCAAUCUAGAGCCAUUUCAGGCAGUCGCGCAUAGCGACAGAUAAUUGUGCUGGAAAAAGUACCGACAAAGACAAGAGAGACCGAAUUCAUCAUUUCUGGUCUACUAGCCGUCGCCAGUCAGCCAUACCCCGGGUUUGCAGAACCCGCAAUUUGAACCCGUAUUCCUUUGUCAUCGAGCCUUCUUAAACCCAACGUCCUUGCAUUGAGCCACGGCCUCGCUGUGCGACCGCCUGCAAGGGUUCUAGAUUUGGUCUCAAGGCACAAGGGGACGAACGUGUCCCGUAACCUCAUCGACGAACAAAGCAAUCACUCAAACAAUAUGAAACUCUGAAAUCAAAAUUUAAUUUCUCAGCAUUGUCACGGCAUUUUUUUCCCAGUAACCCUCCUUAAAAGUCCGAUGAAUGGGUUCUAUUUAGCUCGUGUUUAUGCGUAAUAACAUUCAUCUUGAAACUGAGGUCAUUUUCAUCUCGCCAAUACUGCCGAUGGCAUAAGAAACUUGUAUUAUAAUUUUACCACAGUGGUACUGGAUGCUCUCGGACAUUAAAUUUUGGCCAUAUGCGUGGGACUUAAGGUCACGCAUUUGGUUGCCCAUAGCUAACUGUUCGGUCAGGUUGUUUCCCUAAACCAGACUUGUCGUUCGUUUCUUUUGGUAAAAAUUGUCGAGAGAAACUCCUUUUGGGUGAUAAUCCAGGCGCUUCUCUGAACACAGUACUUUUCUUGUAUUUUAGGGAAUGCAGCUGCUGCAGGGUGGUGUUGAUGUGCUUGAGACGAUCGGCAAGAAAACGUUUACUGCAUUGAAGGAAACUGAUCCUGGCCUGUCCUACACCAAAAAGUUCCUUCUUACCCCCAAGAGCAGCCAAACUACCCGGCUUUCUCAGGUAGUUUUCUUAGUCGACUUAGAUGUUUCGUUAACGACGUACUCCAUCGAGUGUUUGAAAAGUGCUCUCUUGGUGUUUUCAGUUUUUUUCUGUUUAUAUUUUCUUUUUCAGAGUAUGUGGCAUCUUUACCCCCGGAUUCUUUUGCUUCUCGUCAAAUGAAGUUUCCAAUGGAAUCAGUAUUUAGACUUCUAUGUAGCUAAUUAGAAAGGGAGGUUUUCAAAGGCAUCACCUUUUCCUGAGAUACACCAAACAGAGUUGAGUUGAAGGAAUGCACAUCGUAUGAUGAAAACAGGAUCGAUUAACUGGAUUCACAGGUGCCGUGUCAAUGCGUAGCAUAGAUAAAGAAAUGAAACUAGGAAUAUUUUGAAUUGGUUUAAAAUAUCGAUACAAGAAUCCACAAGGUAACAAUUCCACCAACACGAAAGGUACACAAGAAAGAAAGUGAAGGAGCAUGUCUUUGACUCGCAUGCGAAUUAGGGAUGAGCUAAAGAACUGUGAAUUACCAUCACCAAGCGAGAUUUAUGGCGUAAUUCGGGUGUUUUUACAAGUCUACUUUGAGACUUGGAGUGUUUUCCGCCUCCAAGUAGCGCUGUAUCAGAGUCCGUCGAUAGCGAAUGAGUGCGAGUUUUGGGCCAGCAGGAUGCAUGCUGUCCUGGAGGGUUUGUGAUUUGACUUCCCCUUCUGAGACAUUAUGUCGUGAGCUCAAUCCAAAUAUCUGCUAAUUUAUUACCUCUGUGUUUUUACAGUAUUCAUGUGCCAGCAAGUAUCUGUUAAAUGCCAGUUCACAGCAAGAAGAGGCGUGCGAGUACGUUUGUUUCUUCCUUGUUUCGGUAUACAUGACUUUCGUAUAACAGGCGGGCAGGUUUUUACAGUGAUACAAACGGUACUCCUAAAUCGUUGCCCCCUUCUCAGUGAACAACUGGCUGAUUGUUCUUGCACUCUUUGCCGUGAAAGAUUGCAGGACUUGUGAAUGGAUUUUUCUGUGCGACUGUUCCUAUGAGGGCUAUUCUAUGAAAGUCAAUUUCGGUACUGCUCCUUACCUCCUUCCAAUGAGCGUAGACGGGGUCUCGUUUUAGUUUUAUUGGUAUUUAGCUCAUUAGGCUUAAACGGUGAAAAGCUGAGUUUCUGAUAAGACCAUUUGCCGCUCUUUAUGUGAAGUCACGCAGGGGUGAUAGUGUGUUAUCCUGUUCCCGUUCUCUUGUGAAUUCUGUCCCUUUCUGUGAUCUGUUCGUCCUGCCAAACAAAUUACUGUCAUCCUUUUGUUUGUUAACGCCUGCAAACACAUCUUCGGCGUGCUUCUCAUGCAUUGUUGUCGAUUGCAGUCUGGGCGGCACCUUCUUUUCUCAAACUACAAUUGCCAAUUCUCAUGACGUCUUGGAAUUAGGGCUUAAAAAGGUAAAGCACGUUUGCUGCGAGGCAAAGCUAUACCAUCGAUAUACCGAACUUUCGCCUUGUGUUCGGAAUCCGAGGUUAUCGCAGGCACGCCUGCCAGGCUUAUGAAUUAUUCAUUAUUUGUCUGGCAAAAGUACACAAAGCCAUAAAUGCAUUUGGGCCUCUCCGUCUCCUUACGAGAUACUCGAGCCUUUUACCUGGCAAAAUAGUUGUACCAACGGCCCCGUUUUCCACCAAGAACUUGGAAAGGACGGUGGCAUUCGAAGUCAUUUCCCCAUAGGUGCCUGAGGAACUCAACCUGUGAAAAUUAGAAGUUCUGGCUCCAUUGACAACAGGAAUCCUGAAAGCCAUUGGGAUUGGUGUGGUUCACAAACGGGCAUUCCUCAGAGAGCAAAUAAUGAGGCCAAAAAGCACGCUGCUGAGCAUGUGGCGACCACUGUGUUCGUUAUCAAGCACUUCUAGGGGCACAUAGUUCGGCAAACAAGUCACCUCACUGGCGAAAGCGGACCAGGAUGCCCUAAGGGCAAAGGAGUAUCCUCAUACUACCAACAGACAAAGAGCGUUCCACAGCACUCUACAAGAUUGCAGGUCUGUACCACCUCAAACGAGAUUAGGCCUUCUGACUCUGACACCCAUGGCGCGCAAGGGGUCACGUGAUCACGAUUCCCGAGCGCCAGGACGUGAGCACAUUAAGCCCCAAGGAUAGCCAAUCACUGGCGCCAAAAAACUCCACCAUCACCCGAUCAACUGACCAGGUUAACACCAACUCUCACGUGACGCUUACUUGCUCACGCCCACGACCCAGAGCCGGCCCCGCGUCGGGGGCUCUGACAGCCACUAGGCUCCUAUACAGAAUAUACUACUGCUGGUCUUUCCCUCUCUCCUCUAGAGCGGGACUGGGUCGUGAUUAUUGUGGCUCUCUGAGUACACUCUCACUGCGUAGGCGCCCUGUUUGAACACCGCCAAUCAUAUCUACAACGUGAUGGAGAGAGACCCAGUCAAGAAUCUGGUGACGCAGCUGAACACAACGCUCACCGGGUUACAGAAGAACGAUGCGAUGACAGAGGCGUCAAACCAGCCGACAUGGCCAUGACAAGACCCUAUGGACUGCCAAAAAGAUCGAAAGGGGCUGCUCUGCUCUGACCCAUCGCAUCUUAUCGCAGGAUGCCUACAUUUAACCUGGCGAAAUGGUUGUGUUGAUGCGUGAACUGCCUUCCAUUAGGCUUCGGUACAACGGUCAAUAAAUUUAUUGGAAUGACCUGGUGGGUUACAACUUAACACAAAUGGGAUCAUGGCAUCAUUUAGCAUUAUCUCACUCGUCACUUCGACCCCACAGAACCUGGCCAAUAUAACAGGACGAGCAAGAUGCCUGGACGGAAAAACCUGAUCCAGCUGCUCUCAUUCUGCUUCAAGACGUAUUUCACCUUUGGACGGACAGUGCGUACAAACCAUAGGCGCUCCGAUAAGGUCGCCGUUAUCUGAUUCUGUCGUUGAGACGGUUCUCCGAAACCUGGAAACAUUGGUGUUCUCAACUUAUAAGCCACUUUUUGUGCUGUAUGUGAACGGUGGCGUCGUGGUCCAUAACCUGGAAGUGGUUUCGGAAUUCCAUGCGCACCUAAACCGAUAUUUCCCUGAAUCCAGUUUCCACUAGAGGCAGAAAACAGCAGCCAAGUAUCGCGCAUAGACGUCCUGGUUCACCCUAAGGUAACCAGGAAGGCCAGCAUGAAGUUUCCGCCUGCAGUUCUCCCUUAACACAGGGUCAUACUGUUUGUGUCAUUCGUCAUCUUUUGUUACCAUUAUUAUAAUCCAUCUGACCCAACUGUGAAAAGCGCGGCGGCGUCGGUGGGAUUAGAACCCACUACAGACUGGACAAAGCUUGAGUGCAGCCAGUGAUCUAAAUACUUGAACUACGAGGCCCAGCCGGGAGUCGUGUGUUUAAUCACGUUUGGGUCAAGUUACCCGCCCGGACUACUGCAACGUUCGGAAUCCACCAGUUCCGGUAUAUUAAACUGACUGUCCAAACAGGGUUGCCUAAGCAGCUAGUGCAGAAUUCACUAGAUCCAUUUACUGUGGCCUCUUAUUACUCACCUAUUAAUUAUUAUUGUAUCAGUAUCAAUCGAGAAAUGUUUUGCCAUCCACAGUUCCUGAUGUUUUGACUGUCAAUGAGAUUUAUUUGCAAAAACGAAGAGGUUGUGCGUUCUUGUAAAUUUUCCUGCAAAUUAUGUGUAAAUUUAACGAAUCCAUGUCAUGCCUCGUUAGAUCACGUGACAGUGUCAUUGCCGCUAUUUGCGGUAACGGUUGCGCACGAUCUUUCUCUAUAUUCAACUUUGAUGGUACUCGUAGGCGUUUCUUGCAUGUAUGCAUAAGUUGCAUUAUUACGGCAUCAGGUGAUUCGCGUGAAUACGUUCUGUUCUAUAGACAAGCUACGUGCGCACAGUGAGCACUAAGAUGCAUCUUCCCGCCAAUACACACUUAUUAUCGGUAUCGUGGGACUAAUGCUUUUGCUCGACCAAUAAUACACGGACUCUGGAUCAGUUACGACGAGUGUCUGCUCUGUCCUCUUUGUGCUGAUCGACUUUUAUUGGUGAAAAGUAGAUAGCUCACAUAUCUGCUCUUUCCCGCGUCCGGCCUCCCUCUUAUUCCCAGGUGUAGAAAUCGGUCCCGACUGUCCGAGUAUUUCGCCUUGCCCUGUGUGGCAUGAUUAUGGUCUCGUUCUGUUUCCGUCACUGGCGCGGACGUAAUAUCGGCUUUAGGGUAAAAAGCAGUAUCUGCCAUACCUGCCUUUAUCCUGUGCCUUGCAAGCUCCUGCCCUCCCUGCCGAAAUUGAAAGGCGUUCGCCUACCUUCCCUUGACUUAGGCUGAACUGGAUUGAAAUUACCCACAAGCUAGCACUCCAUGACCGAAAGUGUCAGCGUUAUGCCCGUAAAUUAACGCGACUGCCCUAAUAGAGUAGUUAAUAGGUUACCAACUAACGGUACAACUCAAACUCCGCAGCCAGUCCUGUGCGAGGAGUGCACGAAUGUGGGACACUGUGUAGGGUACUCGAUGACUUCUACGACGAAAACCAAAGCCCUUUUUAUAUAGAACGCGUAACGAAAUUGUUCGGCUUUUACCAUUUACUUUCUUUGCAUUGUCGGACGAGUUCCACGAAGGAAUCCCACGGAUUCUUCAAUGUCCGAACUACCUUCAGAGCCGGUAUUGGAAUAAUUUAUGAUUUAAACUUUCAGCAACGCGAACCAGUGUUUUGGCGUCCAUAUGCUGAUGACGCUCUCUUGUGAACCCCCGUGCCACGAUUUACCUUAUUUGUCUCGAUAUGAAACCAACAAUGGAGAAUCUGACUGCCGGAUGGCGACCUGGCAACAGUCGAGCGCAAAAGAACCACAAGCUACCUGUUAGCGCACAAAAAGUGCGUUAGGACCCUGUGCCAUGGUUGACAUUUUUUGUCUCGAUAUGAAAUCAACAAUGGAGAAAGAAUCAGACCGGAGACUUCUAUUCAUUGAUUCUACUGUCGGCAGACUGCCGGAUGGCGAUCUGGUAACAGUCGAGUGCAAAAGAACCACAAGCCACCUGCCAACGCACAAAAAGUGCGUGAGGACCCCGUGCAAAGGAAGAUGCGUACAUUGCAGCAUGCUGGAAGGAAAACUUGACAAAACCCGUUAUUUUUGUGAUUGUGUUCUUAUCACACCGGACGCUUACGGUCCCGCCAAAAGAGAGUAACAAAUGACAGGCUUAAAACAGGAGUUCGGGUGGGACAUGCACUGUCUUCCGCUAGAGGCCACGGAAACUAUCUUUCGUGGUCCGAAUAUCGACGUCGCACCGACCGGUGGGCACAAUUCUCAUCCACCUCAUGCGCGUCAGGGACCUAUUAAGCCUGAAAGAGCGGCUGAAUGCUAUCUGCCGCGCUCCUUGCGCCAACUAUCCCUCAGGUUAUAUUGGUCAAACUGUACGGGCUGUACGAACCACCUCACCUAGGCACUAGAGGGCAGUCACUAUUACCGUGGCUUCUAACUACUAGGAGCAAGAUCCUGUCCUCCAUUCUGUGCCUUAUCAAUAGUCAGUAUGGUCGCGCGUGGUGGUCAAGAAGGGGUAAUGAAGUCGAUUAUUGUUAAACAGACGCGCCUAGCUCGCACUUCCACACCAAGCGCUAACACAGCCGAUCUGUAAACUUCGUUUGCGUUUAUACGCGAAAUCCAGGCAAAGCCAGUAGAGGUGGCUCUGGGUAACUGCAUUCGCCGUUUUAAUAGACCCACUUAAUAAUCCGUCCCCGCACCUUCAGGCGAGUUUGGCUACGGGUCUGGCUCCGCCCUAUCCGGAUUCUCACCAAAUCUGACCCCAUAAGAACUCUCUUCUUUUUCACGAGCUCCACCUCGGUGGUCACUCUUCCACCAUCAACAUCAGCCCUUUCUGCCCGCCGAAUGCAAUGAGAAUUGGUCAUAGUGUUUAUUUUGAGGGGCAGCGUAUCGUGUCUUUUGUCGUAACCCUGCUUUGACAAACGCUUUUGCGUUACCGACUAAGUAGUUCAAAGUUCUUUUUGUAGAGCCCGCGUAACUGAGUUGCACUCAGCAAUUCCGCGAGCGAGCAUCAUGCAUACCCCCCAAAACUUUCACCCCGCCCUUCUGCAGUCUAAACAGACAUCUACCCAAGGUGGAAGGCAUCAUUCUGACAAAGGGGUGUAACUCGGCCUCUUUCGGGCUCUUCCACAGACCUAUUUCAUUAAACUGCUAGACAAGCAGAAUUUUUCACUCCCAAAGUGGCUGCUGUUUCUCCAGAUUUCCCUAGUUUUUCAUGAUAUUUCUUGCUCACUUCCCGCAUUUUCGCAAACAGGUCCUUCGAGAGGCCAGCCGACAACAUCAGGAAAACCUGGACGAAGGCCCAACAAGGGGGCUCGAGAGCAAUGCACAGCAGCGUCGGGGUGAUUUUGCUUACCAGCUUGAGGUCAGGCACGCUCUUGUGCACAUGGAGGCCCUCGAGUUGGUCUCCACUCGUGCUUCGGCCCAUCUACACGCCAAGAUCACAAGUCUGGAGGAUCGUGAGUUACCAGGGCGCACCGCCACGGGAAAGGACAUGAGCAUUUCCAGCCUCACCAACGACGGUGGUAUACUGGACAAGAUUUGGCAGACCCUGCAGACAGCAGCUGUGAGCCAGACGGAGGAGGACGAGAGUCAUCUGGAAGGGGAUUGUUUGGUAGAAAACAUCGUGGCUAACCUGGAUCUGCUCAACUCGAUUUGUCCAGCUGCGGCUAUCCAGCAGGUGAAAAACCACCACCCAACUGCUUUUCGUGUCUACCUCUACCUCCUCUUUUUUAUCGUGGUUAGCAGUCGUCACAACAGACGAACCAGACUGUUAUGAUGAAAUAUGAAGCAGUAACUAGUCCCAAACAGAACUCUAUGGAACCCAGUUGUUAUUUUCGGCAGUAACCCAGCGUCAGAGUGUUCAUGCACCUGACGUGCCGGUGACUGGAUGAUUUGUCAGUACUAUGUCCCUUAAAGAACCUCGGUUGCAUUAGCCACCUGUGGAGUUUACUACGAUGCCUACCUUUUUGUUCGACAAUGCCCCAGUUUAGAGUAGUAUGCGUCUCAAACUGUCUGUUAUCUCUGCUAUCUCCCGCCCCUUUGAUCAAACAUUGCCUAAAUUAGUAGUACUAAUAUGCGAACCUUUUCAGCCACUGUCUGCGUGUAGUCAACUACUUUUUGGGCUCAGUAUAUAUGUUAAGUCGCCAAAAUAUGCGGCGUCGUCGCUCCAAAGCUUGACGAGGCAGAACUUGUUUGGCGAAUUCUGGGUCAGUCUUUGCGCCUUGGCCUUGUCUUGUUGCCAGAAAGUGCUCGGUGUAGGUGGAGGGAGUGAGAUCGAUGCCGCGCAAGUGUGCCUUAUUAUAAUCCGAUUCAUAUGCACGUCCCGUGCCGAUUGUACAGUCUGUGGGCGUCGCUGCGUUUGACGGACGGACUGCCGUCGCCCUUAGCCCGAAAUGUGUGUAUUUCCUAGUGGUGUAGCUUUGUCUAAAUUAUCAGAAUGAUGCUUUCAUGUAGUGGACCAACCACUGCGGAGAUUUCUCAAAUACAUCAGUAACAAGGUGGUUUUCACCAUUAUUUCCUGUCGUUGCGUCGGCAUUUCACCGCUGAUCUACCAGGGUGCAAGUCUUGGUUUCUUUCGAAGUUUAAUGCCAGGAAGUUACCUAGUUCAGUGUAGCUUAGCCGUACUAAGCAUAUAGGAAUGCGUGCAUUGGAUCACCUACUUGUCAACUUUCAGCUCGUCUCUCGGCGUCCGAUGGCUUCAUUUAACUCGUACUGGGGUGGGGUCUAAUUCACCCCUCUUCCAGCCUCAUAAAGGGCAGUCGCAUAGUUGAAAUUAACCCGGCACAAGCCUCACGUGUCGUUCUGCUCAGCUGCAGGACCGCGUGAGCCCUGAUAUUGAGUGUUUUUCUUUUCACUCUCGGACUGCCAACUACUACUUUGUUUGCGUUUCACCGCUGUUCUUCUUCGCUUUGCUUCUAGAAGUACAAGCAACUACGUGAGCGGUUGAAGAAUCCCGCGGACACUUCGUCUGCAACAGUACGUCAGUCUUGUUUUCCAUUUGGCGGCCUAGUAUGCAAUCGCAGUCAUUAUAUUGUAACCUUUGUUUGUAUUUCUUACUGUCGCCUUGAAGGAUGUCUUCUGUGUUGCGAUUGAUUCGCUGGCGGAGGCUACUACAGCUAUGCUCACGUAUUUGCACAAGCUCGCCGAAUGUCUGCUCUCCAGACCCGAGAAAGUGCGAGACGGGUUCCUCGACUUGGCUCAAAAGAUCACCAUGUGAGUUAUGCGAGCUUCUCAUGCUACCUUUUCUUAUCAGUAGUGCUGGUAUAUGCAGGCUAAAUGUGCGCGUCGUCGGUCAAACAUAUCCCCCUCACUAUACAUAUUCGCAACACCUUCCCAUCGGUUUUUAGGACAGUCGCAGCUUGACUCCACUACAUUUCCUCUGUUUCAGUAGGCAUCAUUACCCCGUAAACCCCCUGCUCACCGAACUUAAUGUCGCGAACUGUGUGUGUGAAUAGCCAUUAGUUCCUAAAGUCGAGUUUUAAGUUGCAACUGACUCGAACUCAAUCACUGGCGCAAGGGGCUUAUCCGCCUCCCGUUUCAGCCUCAUGGUCGAACCUAAGCCUUCUUCAGAACAUUCCAGGGUUUAUAACCUAGCAAGAGCCUGACACUUCGGCGGCUACAGAGGUAGACUGACAGAUACACAGUGAGGCCGUGCAUACAGCCGUUUCAGACUCAGACGUCCUCUUCAGCCACUCCUGCUCAUGGUCAGCGACUUUGUGGGCACUUUGGAUUGUGUGUGCCCACCGACAUUUGGUCUGACGAGCUUAUUUGAAUAGCAACUAUUCCUAGAUUUCUUUGAAUUUAUUGAAACUGGCACCAUGCUUUCUUGCACCGUUCGGCGUGCGUUCAAGGCACGAUAUCCGAAGUUGUGUAAUCUGGUGCACUGCUCUCGGCAGUACGCGCAUAAUACCCUCGCAAAGGUGUGGUUUAACUGAUUUCCGUGCUUUUCUUUUAGUAUAAUCCAGGCCGGGAAGAAGUACAACGAAUCCCUAUGCUUGGAGUAUGUUAAACUGCUAAAGCAGGUAAAUUCCAAUUUCAUGAUUCUUUUUUCAGACUACCUUUUUGGCGGCAUUGCUGAAUGGUUGAAAGACUCGGCGACUUUAAAUAACCAGCAGUCAUGAACACAUGUCAAGUGUUCAUGGAUUAAUCCAUUUUUGCAUAUUUGUGGCGUCUAAGUAGUGGGUGUACACGGGGCACCACAGUAAUCACAGCCAAAUCCCGUUUUGGAAGAGAAAGGAGAAGGCACUAUGAGAAGAAAGCCAGUGGCUGGUCAGAGCCGCCGACGCGCAGUCGACUUUGGGUCCGUGCGCCUUUGUCCGCUAGGAUGAUACGGGCGUGAAUGCGCAAGCUUCCUGUCCGAGUCAGCGUGAGCUUGGUGAGCUGAUUUGGCGGUUUCGGAGUUUGCGGCCGCCUGUGAUUGGUUAUCCUAGAGGCUGUAUUUGUGCAUGUUUUGGCCACUCGGGAACCGUGAUUCCUAUCGCGACGUAGGUGCGAGAGGCGGAAGAUUUAUACGCACUUGAGGCACCACUUAUUCACCUUGCUUUUGUAGAUAGGACUGUCGAAACCACUUUUGGCUCAUGUUUUCUGAUAUUUAUACUGGCUUCCACAUCGCCCACCUGUAUGCCGAAAAAAGUGCGCAUACUUGAAGGCUGAGUCUCACUACAAACGGUGGUGUUUUAAAUGCAGCCACCACCCCCCCCCCUCCCCAGGACGUUUUCUUGCUUUGGAACUGGACAAUAAAUGUCUGGUCAGCUGAGGCUGCAUUUCUUUUCCUGCCUACUCGCGACAGUUAAUGGCACUGUUUGCAGACGAUGCCCGCACGUCCGUUAAGGAAAUAAGGAUCCCACGUUAGCCACUCAGUUGGACAGUUAGAUUUGCGUUUUCUGGUGUUUUUGGCAGGUUUGAAUAACUCAUUUGACCCAUUUGAGAGAAACUCGGCGGUCUUGGUGGGAUUAGAACCCACCACAGCAGGGGCGAGGUUUGAGUACGGCCAACAUUCUAACCGCCUGAGCUACGAGGUCCCACCAGGAGCCGUGGGUUUAAUCACACUUAUGUUAAGUUAACUGCCCAGCCUACUGCAACGUCUGGAAUCCACCAAUUCUCAAGGAGUAAGCAGGGUUUCACAAGCAAUCUAGAAUCUACCAGAUGACCAGCAAGGUCACGUACACACUUCUUAUUACUCACCUAGUAAUUCUUAUGCCUAUUGUAUCUUUGUCGAUCAGGAAGUGUUUUAACCGUCCACAGUUUAUGAUGCAAUGAUAGAGUGGCGCGCACCGGUCGGGUUUACGGAACUCACUCGUCCUGUUGUGCCUUGGGGCUCUACCUCGAACCCCACCAACAGCCGCUCAGCGGCGCGUGAUAUAGCCAGAAUAACGUUACCGAUAAAGACAAGGGGGGCUGGGAUGGCUGCUUCUGGUUUAUUAGUCGUCAUCAGCUUCCUGGUGGGGCCUCGUAGCUCAAGUGGUUCUAGUGUUCGCUGUACUCAAGCCUUGCCCUUGCUGCAGUGGAUUCUAAUCCCGCCGAGGCCCCUGUGUUUCUCAUAAACGGGUCAAAUGAAUUAAUUAUGCAUUCUUCACAUGUUUUUGACCGGACUGCUUAGAUAUUUUUUCACCGAAGAAUAACAUUCUAUCCUCUCUUCAGCAAUGAAUCACCUUAUCACAUACUCUUCUACUUUCCUCGGCAGGCGUAGACUGCGAAGCCCAGUACCUGAGUUUUGUCUCCAUCCUGACAAUAGAAUUAGUGGGCAAUUUACUACUUAUCUCCAAGAAACGUUGGGCUCAUCCGAAAAGCAGAUUAAAAUUUACCACCACUGAACUCUGUUUGGCAGGUUUUCUAUGAAUCCUUUGGAAGUUUCGGACUGAUAUUGAGAAUGUCUGCAGUUACCUUCAUGACAUCGCGUGCAACACCUGCAGUUAAGUAUGGCCGACCUGAUGAGCCCGUUUUCCCUUAUUCUUCGAGGGUUCGUCGGCAACUUGUUCGUAGCACUUGUCAGUCUAUCCCCUCAACCGCUUUCUGAUUUCGCGGUUUGCACAAGGUACUUGCUGUGUUGUGCCCUGAUUGGAAGUUGCUUUCAGGCGCACUCGUGAUGUCGCAAAUGACGGGCGCAUGAAAACGUUCUACGAAUUGCUAGCCUCUAUCGCAGUCCCUCGGAUCCGCCGGCACAGUCGUGAUAAUGUUGAGAAGGGGGGAACAAACAUAACGGUCACAUACGAGUAGCAUUUGCUGGUUCGGGGACUAAGACAGGCCUCUCAUUUUGCCUUGGAUUUCCGGACUGUGGGGCGGGGUGCAGCUGGCCAGCAAUGCCAAGCGAGCUACAGAUGGUCAUUUUGUCUUCCCUGCCUUCGUCAUUGAUGCUUUUAUGGCGGAGAUGAGGCUGUCCAACGGAUUUGAGAGUGAAGCCAGACUUUUCACAUGGAGCUUUUAGCCAUCAGUAGAGACUGUGCAGAUCAAUUUAAAAGUAUUUCAUCAGAAUGCGCUUGCGUCGGCAUCAAAAUUGCGUUGCGUCUUGUGUGGGAAUUAAGUCACUAGACGUGUGCCCGUCGUUCUUUAACAUACUUUCCGUCAUUUCCUGCGCCAUAGAAUGAAAGUGAAACUCCCCGCCAGAUCGCUGGUCCAUCUGUCCCUGAUGAGGUCACGCCGCCCAUCUCCUCCAAACGGCAUAUGGCCAAUCUCUUCCUCGAGACAGGCGCAGCUAACGACUACCUUGGGAGUGCCUCUGGCUGCUUUGUCCCCAUAGUCCAGCUCCUCUGCGUAAACUCAUUCUUCCCCAAUACCCCCUCCUGA